Melospiza georgiana is the source of this 2319-nucleotide messenger RNA. It is a transcript of the gene SIX4, whose product is annotated as SIX homeobox 4. Bases 1 to 2319 code for a protein of 772 amino acids. Gene Ontology annotation, molecular function: RNA polymerase II cis-regulatory region sequence-specific DNA binding; DNA-binding transcription factor activity, RNA polymerase II-specific. The record is from RefSeq and is a predicted model, not a curated record. NCBI's taxonomy places the organism in Eukaryota, Metazoa, Chordata, Aves, Passeriformes, Passerellidae. Gene Ontology annotation, cellular component: transcription regulator complex; nucleus. Gene Ontology annotation, biological process: regulation of transcription by RNA polymerase II. The transcript has 3 exons.
AUGUCUUCUGCCUCCCCCGCCACGGACGACAUCGUGAUCGCGGUAGAGAUCAAGGAGGAAAAUGUGAUGGAAAUGCUCUCCGAAGCCCCCGACGGGCCCGCGCCGCCGCCCCCUCCCGCCGCUGCCCAGUUCCCCAUGGAGCAUGCAGGCUCCGCUGCCGCCGGCGAGGAGGGAGCCGCGGAACAGGUACUGCUCCACACGGAACUCCUGGCCAGGAAUCACCACGCUGCCUCCUCUCCCUCCUCUUCAUCUUCUUCUUCCUCCUCCUCCUCCUCGCAGACCCCCUUGGCUUUCUCGCCGGACCACGUCGCCUGCGUGUGCGAGGCGCUGCAGCAAGGUGGGAACCUGGACCGCCUGGCCAGGUUCCUGUGGUCUUUGCCCCCGAGUGAUCUGCUACGUGGCAACGAGAGCCUGAUGAAAGCCCGGGCGCUGGUGGCUUUUCACCAGGGCAUCUACGCCGAGCUCUACAGCAUCCUGGAGAGCCACAACUUCGACUCCUCCAACCACCCGCUGCUGCAGGAGCUCUGGUACAAAGCUCGCUACACCGAGGCGGAGCGAGCCCGGGGCAGACCCUUGGGGGCGGUGGACAAGUACAGGUUGCGGAGGAAAUACCCCCUGCCCAGGACCAUCUGGGACGGCGAGGAGACGGUCUACUGCUUCAAGGAGAAGUCCCGCAACGCGCUCAAGGAGCUCUACAAGCAGAACCGAUACCCCUCGCCCGCCGAGAAGCGCAACCUGGCCAAGAUCACCGGGCUGUCCCUCACCCAGGUCAGCAACUGGUUCAAGAACCGCAGGCAGCGGGACCGCAACCCUUCCGAGACCCAGUCCAAAAGCGAGUCAGAUGGCAACCCUAGCACAGAAGAUGAAUCCAGUAAGGGGCGGGAGGAUUUAUCUCCCCAUCCACUCUCCAGCUCAUCCGACGGCGUUACCAGCCUCAGCCUUCCCGGCCACAUGGAGCCUGUCUACAUGCAGCAGCUUGGAAACACUAAAAUAGCCUUGAGCUCGUCCGGCGUCUUGUUGAAUGGGAACCUCAUGCCUGCCAGUACCUCUCCUGUCUUCCUCAAUGGUAGCUCGUUUCUUCAGGGACCCAACAGUGUCAUACUCAAUGGACUCAGCGUGGGCACUUCGCAGACUGUUACCUUAAAUUCGCCCAAAACUGCGGCCAGCGUCGUGAGCAACGGCGUGUCCAUCACUGACAUACUGUCCUCAUCGUCCUCAGAAGAUGUCAAAGACUUCAAACUCCUUCAGGCCUCGGUCCCCAAUGCCACAGCAGCCUUCAGCCCUAGCAACAUCCCAGUCACUUUCCCGGGAUUGAUACCGAGCUCAGAGGUGAAAAGGGAAGGCGUGGAAACUGCUGCUUCCCAGGAUGGAGGCUCCGUGGUUACUUUUACUGCUCCUGUCCAAAUAAACCAGUAUGGCAUUGUCCAGAUCCCCAAUUCAGGAACAAAUGGCCAGCUGCUGAACGGAAGCAUUGGUUUUUCUUCUCUGCAGCUGCCUCCAGUUUCUGUGGCAGCUUCACAAGGUAAUGUUUCAGCAAACCCCAGCACAUCUGAUGGAGGAACUUUCACGACAGAAUCUUCAACAGUGCAGCAAGGAAAGGUUUUCUUCAGCCCCCUCACUCCGAGUGCAGUGGUUUAUACAGUUCCCAACUCGGGCCAGGCUGUAGGAUCUGUCAAGCAAGAAGGACUGGAAAGAAGCCUGGUGUUUUCUCAGCUGAUGCCAGUCAGUCAGAACACACAACUGAACGUCAGCAUGUCUUCUGAAAAUAUAUCCAGUGCAGGGCUGCAGUCCCUGGCCUCCUCCUUAGUGAAUGUAACGCCCUCACACAAUUUUUCCCUCACUCCACCAACUCUUUUAAAUGCUGCAGAACUGAGCUCUGGUAUCUCGGAGAGCCAGGCCAUGUCUUCACCCGUGACCAGUACCUCUACAGUGAUAUCUAUCAGCAACACUAACUAUGCAACCCUCCAGAACUGUCCCCUCAUCACCAGUCAGGAUCUCUUGUCCAUUUCCACAGCACAGCCCGUGCUUGGAGAAAUCGUUUCAGCCAGUGCAGACCGUGUCAGCCACCCCCCUGCACAAGUGCACCAGGAUUUUGGCAGAGAGCACAGGUUGGUUCUGCAAGCUGUACCUGAUGUCAAAGAGAAUUUCUUGCCUAAUUCUGAGAGCAAGUCAACUGGCAGUUUAAUGAUGCUGGAUUCCAAAUCUAAGUAUGUUAUGAGCAACAUGGUUGACACGGUAUGUGAAGAACUGGAAACGGACAAAAAAGAACUUGCCAAACUGCAGACAGUUCAGAUGGAUGAAGUUAUGCAAGACUUGUAG